CGGGCGGGGGGAGGACGAGGGGGGCCGUGAGGCGGAGGUCCGUGCCGUGCCGCGCCGGAACGUACCCGAGUGUCCUCAACUGUGUCUCUUUCAUGCCACGUGCAGCGUCUGAAGUGGUGUCCCUGAAACCGUUGCUUAGGGCGGUAUCUCGCAUGAACGUAAUGCCGUCCACGACCGAUCCAAGCUGGACGGACGUGGCGUUGGGGUCGUUGACGGGGUAUGAUUGGACCAGUCGACCGCAAAUGUCGUUGGUGCUGUCUUCAAUCGUAUGGCUUCCCAUACUGAGGAUGAACGAGUGACUGUCUUGUGCUUGAAUUUGAGCCAACGAUGUGUUGAUCAUGAAUUGACCGAUAGUCGACACAUGCAAUGUCGACGCGCCGUGGGGGAAAGCAAAUUGCGCGGCAAUCUCGUCUGGGCUUUCGAUGGUCAACAGCGGCGUGAGCAAGUGCUUGGCAUCGCCUAUGUAGUCGAUGAUGUCCCAGUUGUUCAUGGCCACGUCGAUGCAAAGCAACGCCAAGCAAAACACCCCCAGAGCGACUUUGCCCCAUGUUGCAAAGACCUGGAUGUACUGCCCGUAGCCACUUGGUGACCUCCGAACGCUCUCGUUGAACGGCAUUACGUGGACCUGUGCCAUACGCGGCAGUUGCGGCCUCUGUAACUGGAGGCACACGAAACCGAAACGGUUUCAAAUAGUACC
Aphanomyces astaci is the source of this 697-nucleotide messenger RNA. RefSeq lists its product as hypothetical. The record is from RefSeq and is a predicted model, not a curated record. The coding region runs from base 269 to 589 and encodes 106 amino acids. Lineage: Eukaryota; Oomycota; Saprolegniomycetes; Saprolegniales; Verrucalvaceae. The transcript has a single exon.